Messenger RNA from Lates calcarifer (barramundi perch), 1722 nucleotides. Its product is annotated as calsequestrin-1. The transcript is spliced from 10 exons. The record is from RefSeq and is a predicted model, not a curated record. Lineage: Eukaryota; Metazoa; Chordata; Actinopteri; Centropomidae. The annotation marks the transcript as partial. Gene Ontology annotation, molecular function: calcium ion binding. Gene Ontology annotation, biological process: regulation of skeletal muscle contraction by regulation of release of sequestered calcium ion. Gene Ontology annotation, cellular component: sarcoplasmic reticulum lumen.
CAAACCUUCCCCACCCCUUUCUCUCAAUGUUUCUCUGUCCAGCUUGCAGCCCAGGUUCUGGACGAUCUUGAUGAUGAGGACAUUGGAUUCGGCCUGGUGGAUGAAAAGAAGGACUCUGCUGUUGCCAAGAAGUUGGGUCUGGAUGAGGUGGAGAGUAUCUACAUCUUUGCUGACAAUGAAAUAAUUGAGUAUGAUGGAGAGCUGGCUGCUGACACCCUGGUUGAGUUCAUCUAUGAUGUGAUUGAAGACCCAGUAGAGAUCAUUGACAAUGAACGUGAGCUGAAGGGCUUCUACAACAUGGAUGAGGUCAUCAAGCUGGUUGGCUAUUUCAAGAGCGAGAGAUCUGCUCACUUCAUUGAAUAUGAUGAUGCUGCUGAGGAGUUCCACCCCUUCGUCAAAUUCUUUGCCACAUUUGACCCCAAGAUUGCCAAGAAGCUGAAGCUGAAGCUGAAUGAAGUUGAUUUCUAUGAGCCAUUCAUGGAGGAGCCCGUCACCAUUCCAGGAAAACCCUACAUUGAGUCUGAGCUUGUUGAAUACAUUGAACAGCAUGACAGGCCCACUCUGAGGAAACUUGAGCCUCACAGCAUGUAUGAGAUCUGGGAGGAUGACAUUGAUGGAGAGCACAUUGUUGCCUUCGCUGAGGAAGAUGACCCAGACGGUUUUGAAUUCCUGGAAAUCCUGAAGGAGGUGGCGCGUGAGAACACUGAUAACCCCAACCUCAGCAUCAUCUGGAUUGACCCUGACAAUUUCCCCCUGCUGGUUCCAUACUGGGAGAAGACCUUCGGUAUCGAUCUCCGCUCUCCUCAGAUUGGCGUAGUUGAUGUUGAGGAUGCUGACAGCGUGUGGAUGGAAAUGGACGACCAGGAUGACAUGCCCACAGCUGAUGAGCUGGAGCAGUGGAUUGAGGACGUUCUGUCUGGAAAGAUCGACCCUGACGACGACGACGACGACGACGAUGAUGAUGACGAUGACGACGACGAUGAUGAUGACGAUGACGACGACGACGAUGAUGAUGACGAUGAUGACGAUGAUGAUGACGAUGAUGACGACGAUGAUGAUGACGAUGAUGACGAUGAUGAUGACGAUGAUGACGAUGAUGAUGAUGACGAUGAUGACGAUGAUGACGAUGACGACGAUGAUGAUGAAUAAAUGUUUACUACCAUCUUUCACUUCACUAUGAUUUAGCCAGUAAUGGCAAAACCCAAUAGUAGAACCAGUUUUUUUCUAACAUCUUGCAGCAAAUACACUGCGUCUGUUUGCUUCCCGUAUGGUUUCCUAUAAGGGACAAAUAUAAUGACCCUGUGGGAAACUUUUCCUGUCAGUUAGGGAAGGAAUUUUUCAAAGAAGCAGAGGAUUUUUGCAUCUCUGUUGACGAACAGCUCUCACCUCUGAGGUUCACACUGAAUGUGAGCAAAGAGGCUAACAGAGGCUAACUUCCCUGACAUUUUCUACCUAAUGUCACAGACUGGGGUUACCUCUUUCUCAUUUUCUCCAAUUUACUGUAAUCCUGUUUCAAUGACAUGUUUUCUACUUGAUGAGAAGAAGAAACAAACACUUUCUUGUACUAUUUUUAAAAACUAAAGAACCUAAACUCACUGGACAGUCUUAAAAUUAUUGCGAUCUUGGAAAACUUUCAAAAUAAUGGAUAAUUAAAAAAAAUUACAAUAUGAUUUGUUUCUGCUCUCAUAUUAAAAAUGAAAAAGAAAAAUAUUUUAAAACCAA